CUUGAUCCCUUCCACCUGCCUUUGCUUGGAUGACUUGGAUGCAACAAAUAAAUGCUCAUUUUUCUGUUCAGCUCAGUUCCAAUCCUUUGUCCGUUUUGAUUUUGAUUUUGAAAGCAACAUGUUCUUCAACAGUGAUCCUACCAAGAAGUUGAUUCUCAACAAUCAUACCUUCACCAAGCAUCAUGACUGCAGCAAGGAUGGAUCUGAACCCCAAUUCAAGGACAAGUACGAACUCUGUGAGAAGAUCAGCGGAUUGCCCCGCACGUACAAGUGCAUCUGCAGGGCCACCAAGGAUCCUCGCUCUGUCAAGAUUGUUCCCCGCAAAUUGGAAAAGCGCUUCUGGAAGGAAUUGUCUAUCCUCAAGGCCAUGGAGAAUGGUUGCUUCCCACGUGUCUUUGAGAGCUUUGAAGACAACACGCACUUGUUCUUUGUCUUUGAGCGCACAGACAACUUGUACAAUCUUAUUGAAGCGGUUCACAAGGUGGCACAAGUCAAGCACUACUCAGAAAAGGAUGUCUCCAGAGUCCUGUUGGUUCUCUUGAAAGCAUUGGACUACUCUCACACCUUGCACGUUAAAAACUCGGACUCGCAAUCUGUAGCCAUUUCACAUGGUCUCAUCAAUCCAAAGAACAUUCUCGUUACCGUCAAUGAGGAAAACCCAGACGAAAUCCUCGAAUCCUUCCACCUGGUCAACUUUGAAGGGGCAGAAGUGUAUUCGCUGCACUCGAAUGGAGAUAUUGAUCUUGGCAUGGACUCGUCGGAGAAGGCGCUGCUUUCCAUUGAUACGGAACCCAUGACAGACAGCGAGAGUGACAGCGAGAGUGACAGCGAGAGUGAUAAUGGCACCCAGAAAAAACGAAAAAAGUCACAUUUCCAUUCCCCCGAGUACUACGAGCAAGGAGCUACACCCAAGGGAGAUAUCUACUCUCUGGGAGUGCUGGCAUACUACUUGAUCACAGGAACCUACCCUUUCAAGACUCUUCCCAAGAGAGGAUCCAAGGACCUUCCGAACAAAAUUGACUACAGUGGAAUCAAGAGUCCCGACAUCAAGAAGUUCAUCCAUUAUGCCCUCCAUGUGGACCCUGCCAAGAGACCUUCCGCAAAGCAGUGUCUCAAAAACGAAAAUUUCAACCUGGCAGAUACAUUUACCGAAAAUGAAGACGAUCAAUACCAUGACAAGUUCAUCAACCAAGAUGUCCUUUCUCGCUUGACGACGGCUCGUAUGCAGCACAAACUUCAAGAUGCUGUUACGUACUACAUUGCAAACUACUUAACCUAUGAGAGUGAAGCUGCCAUGGUUGGGCUAGCAACUACCUUCCGCAUGAUGGACACAAACAGAGACGGAGUAUUGACAGAACAAGAAAUCGCCAACAGUCUCAGUUCUGUCAACAUACACUUCUCGGAUCAGGAAUUGAAACAAGUCAUGGAACGGAUGGACCUUGACAAAGAUGGAACUGUCGACUUGAAAGAGUUCUUGUCCACUGCUGCUGACACAGCCUCUUUGAUGAGCGAACACAAGCUACGGGCAGCUUUUGAUGAAUUCGAUGUUUCCAAGACUGGCUUUGUUACUGCCAAUGACCUCAAGACCUUGUUCAAUGGAUCUGGGCCUGAUGAACAAGUCAUCUCUACGAAGGCUGCCAAAGCUAUGAUCGCCAAGGCUGAUAUAACCAAGGAUGGAAAGCUAUCUUAUGAAGAAUUCCGUGCCAUGAUGUGGGCCAGUCGGGUGACCAAACCCAAGGCUACGAAGAACCACCAGGCUCCUACUCCCGACAUUGAUUGUGCUGUUCAGGCCAAGUUGGCCAAAGAAUUUGCCGAAAAGAUGAGAUUCGAGCGUCAACAGCACCUUGCCGGUUUUUGGUAGACUUGUUUGUGUUUCUUGCGUGCAAUGUCAUGCGUGAAGUUUCGCCUUUAGUGAGCCCAAUGAUUCUGUUUGAGUUGUCAGUGAUUUUGUGGUGGCUGCGGCGGUGGCAUGAUACCGGUACGGUGGCAGGAGUCUAGAUAUGGGAUUCCCUUCUCCCUCUGUUGCGGUGGCUGCAGCCACACGGCAACUAGGAACAAUUAACCUGACGAUCGACAACAGGGUAUGAGCGUAGUAAUUUUAUUAAAUUUUUCAUGUAAGGCAAG
Seminavis robusta is the source of this 2124-nucleotide messenger RNA. The record is from the annotation of a GenBank genome assembly. NCBI's taxonomy places the organism in Eukaryota, Bacillariophyta, Bacillariophyceae, Naviculales, Naviculaceae.